AUGCCGUCAUCAAUAAAAUUAGUAAAUCAUUCAUUUAUUUUUAAAUAUAAAUCAUUAAAUAAAUUAUUUGGUUCAUGUCAAUGUCAUUUAUCAGUAUAUAUGAAAUGCAUUAUUUGUAUAUUAAUAUUAUAUUAUUUAAAUAUAUUAAUUGGUUUUAAUAGUUCAAUAUGGUCUGAAAAAUCAUUUGAAAAUGAAUAUUAUUUACGAAUGAUACAUAUCGAUGUAACUAAAAUUGAAGAAAAUGUUGAACAAGUAUUAGGUUUACCAAUAAAUAUUCUUCCAAAUAAAUUUUUAAUUAAAAAUGAAUAUUUAUGUGGUCGUUCACUUGAUCCUGAAACACUUAUUCAUCCACAUUUAAUUAUUUUAGUUAAAUCAAAUUGUGAAAAUUUUCAAGAACGACAAGCUAUUAGAAUGACAUGGGCACAAAAAAAUCGUUUAUUAAAAACAAAUAUUCAAUUAGCAUUUGUUUUAGAUUAA
Messenger RNA from Rotaria sordida, 477 nucleotides. The record is from the annotation of a GenBank genome assembly. Lineage: Eukaryota; Metazoa; Rotifera; Eurotatoria; Philodinida; Philodinidae.